AUGGCUACCUCUACUUUGCGACCAAGUACCCCUCCACCUUCGACUUCCCUCAAAACACCUUCAACACCACGCUUUGGAUAUGAUGAUAAUUACGAACCUUAUUCGCCCAGGAAGUCAAGUCGAGUAGCUUCAAGAGCAAUUCGGAACGCGGUAACUCCACCACCUCCAACUAUCAAACAAAAUAUUCGCAACAAUCUUUCUACUCCACAAUCGACACCUCGAGCCGCUAGAAAGGUCGUAUUUUCCGGUACACCACAACAUAUUCACUCCUCGCAACCUAAAUCUCCUCAGACUGCGAUAAAACGACGCGCACCUAGAUCGGCUACCUCUAUCGAAGGGCGACAAGUUUCUGGCGCACUGAAUCUCGACAACACAACCUCCGCAGCUACAGCUCUUGGUCUAACUCCCAAAAGUAAAAAGAGAGAGCAUAAGAUGGACCACCAUCAGCGACCUGGCACAAUGGUUCGUGGCGAUGGCAUGCUACCAACACCUUCUAAGACCCCACGUCACCCCAAGCAAACGGAGGAAUUGAAAGAAGGAAUUAACGCGGUUUCUCGUACCCUUUUUACCUCAAUCCAUGCUGAUAAUUCAGCGGAUGCCAUGCCAAAACCGAAGAAGAGCCGCAAGAGAUUCGACAACUAUGGCCUUGAUAGCUCAUCUGUAGAUGAACCAAUUGCUAUCUUCACCGAUUCUGAGGACCGCAUUCCAGAGGUCGACAGCCAUUCCGAUAAUCCUUUCUUUGGUAGUAGCCCUCCACAGAAUACUAGAGGCAGAAGCAGAAAGCCCAAGUUGAUUCACGUUCCAGGAGAGGAAGACCAAACUAUGGAGCAGCUUAUGGGUCGUGAGGAUGGACAUGUUGCCAAUUUCCGUGGUAAACUAAUCUUCAAAAAGAAAUCGAAUGUCUCCACGAGUCAUAGUCCAACUCGAAGUGGAGGCCGUGCUGAAGUCAUGGUUCUCGACCAAAGUUUUGCUAGCGAGUCUAUUGGGCCAGUCACACGCUCAUGCAGACGCCAGCUGUUCACCAAAAAUCGCCAACCUCCUGCCAUUCCACAAGUCCAAGUCACCGAAGACGAAGAGGAGGCUUUGACUGACAUCGAGGAAAAGUUUGAUACCGACGCGACAGACACGGAUAUUGAGGCACGCACUCCAUUCCAUAUCCAGGGUCUUCUGACUCCCGAUGCACCAAGAUUUGGACCAACUUCCUCAACAACUAUCAAGAGAGCUACACGCGCUACAAAGAGAUAUGACGUUGUCGAAUCGCCAGUAACUCCUCCACGUCGCGGUCGAUCCCAGGUCACUAGUCCAUUUAAAUCAUCCGGGAGUGACAACAACUCUGAGCGCGCAGCGAGAAAGCGUGAUGGAGAAGCCGCUGCAAGACCUACUGAGGAAGUGAAGAGAGCACGUAACUAG
Molecule: messenger RNA, 1410 nt
Organism: Sclerotinia sclerotiorum 1980 UF-70
Lineage: Eukaryota; Fungi; Ascomycota; Leotiomycetes; Helotiales; Sclerotiniaceae
Exons: 2
Coding region: 1-1410 (469 amino acids)
Source: RefSeq, a predicted model, not a curated record